AUGGCAAGUGUUACUUCACUUAAAGGAGUUAGAACAAGAUAUCGAAACACUUUGGGAAAGGAAUUACAGAAAGCAAAUGAGCUUCUAAAUGAAGAAGUAAGUGAAAUUGAUCCUUAUAUUUGUGUCAAAGAAAUACAUAAAUCAAAAUGCCUUUUGAAAACAUAUUCAGAAAAACUGACGGUGCAAAUGGAAAAGCUAAUUAAUGCAAUAGGCGACAAUGAUAAGGAGUUUGUGCAAAGUGUUUUAGAUGAAGACUGUGAUCUGAAUUAUGAAGCUGAGAAUUGUUUGGUAGAGCUUGAGCAGUUGAAAGAAAAAAUUGAAUCAUCCAUGUUAAAAGGUGAAGAAACAGAAGUUAGUUCUGUUACGGAUACUGAUAGGUUGGUAAAUGUUCAGGAAAAGAUGCAAAGGAUGUUACAGUCACAGAUGGAAACACAACAUGAAUUCUUUACAUAUAUUGACAAAAAGGAAAACUUUAAUUAUCUUCAAAGUAAACUUGGCGCAGAAGCAAAGCGUGCCGUUGCUGGUCUAGCUUGUACAAAUGAUAAUUAUGCGGUUGCCGUUAAAAUUCUUCGAGAAAGAUUUGGGAAUAAACAGGAAAUCGUGGAUUUGCACUACAAUGAGAUAUUGAAUCUACGACCACCCACAACGAGAAUUACUAGCUUAAGAAUGUUCUUGGACUCAAUAGAAAGACACCUUCGUGCUUUAGAAGUGUUAGGUGAGAAUAUUGAUCAGCACAUUUUUGUGUCAAUGAUAAGUGGUAAAUUAUCAGAAGAUAUCUUACGACAGUUAGAAUUCAACAAAGGUGCAAAAAAUGAAUGGACUGUUAAUUUACUCCGGUGUCACUUGAGAGAUUAUAUAUUUGCGUGUGAAAAGGCUGAACGAAGAAAACAUGUUUAUUCAGAGCCUAAAGUUAAUCAACCAUUCUCUCUAAAUAAAGGGAUUACAGGGGAAAUAUAUAACAUUGGAGUAACAAGAAAUAGUGAUAACCUUCCAAAGGCAACGAGGGGAUAUGAACGUCCUACCGGAGCACCUUUCAAGUCACGAAGUUCAGCAGAAUCAUUACUAAUGAAUGAAAAACAAGAUAAGAACAAUCAACUAAACAAACCUAGUAUACCCAUAUGUCACUUUUGUAAAAAGAAACAUUGGAGUGACGAAUGUACAAUCUAUAAAACUGUAGAUGAAAGAAAACAAAGACUUAAAGGGUGUUGCUAUCGUUGCCUCAAAGAGGGUCAUUAUGUAAAUGAGUGUGUAUCAAAUCGUGCCUGUGUAUACUGCAAAGAGUUUAACAAACACCAUAGAAGUUUAUGUCCAAAACGAUUUACAAAGAAUCUUACAAAGAAUGAAACACAGGUUCAUUUUACAAAAGAGCAGGAAGAUGACGCCUUCCAGAAAGAAAUAAUUGAAGAGAAUGUUAUGGUAUCCCAUGGAGAAACAGUGUUCAUGCAAACAGCUAGUUCGACUGUUAAAAAUCCAGAUACGUCAUCAACAGCUAAUACAAGAAUCCUGCUUGAUUGUGGUUCUCAGCGUACUUACAUUACUCAGAGACUUGUAAACAAAUUAGGACUAAAACAAGAGGGUGUAGAAGAGCUUAAAGUGUUAACAUUUGGAAGUACACACGCAAGGGUGAUAAAAACGCCAGUGACGAAACUGGACCUAAAACUAAACAGUGGAAAAUCUCUACAGAUUAGCGCAAAUAUCGUGCCCGUUAUAAGUGGAAAUGUUCAACGCAAAAAUAUUGAUGUGUCAACAAUGGAACAAAUCGGAGAUUUAAUAACAAGUUUGGAUUUAGCAGAUAGUCUACCACUUGAAAAGGAGUCAACGACCAUAGAACUAUUAAUUGGAAAUGAUUAUUAUCUUGACUUAUUGUUGCCACAGAAAAUUGAACUUUUACCGGGGUUGUACCUCUUAGGAUCCAAACUUGGUUGGAUUCUGACCGGAAGAACAAAUAGUGAUGAUAAACAUGAUACUGUUCCGAACUUUCUGGUUCAAACAUAUGGUAGCAACACUACAAAAACUAGUGUAUUCCAAAGUGUUGACACACUUAAAGAGCCCCGACAUAACCUGGAAGAUUUCUGGAAAAUUGAAUCCAUAGGUGUAAAUAAUAAAGAUAUUGCAAUUGAUGACAAAUAUGCUAUGGAAAAAUUCAAAAGCACUGUGAGAUUUGAAAACGGGAGAUAUCAGGUAACUUGGCCCUGGAAAGAACUUUCUCCUAACCUACCUGCUAACAGAGAACUAGCAUAUGGGAGAUUGAAAUCGUGUCUUAAGAAGAUGAGAAAUAAACCUGAAAUUUUAGAAAAAUACGAUUCCAUUAUUCAGGAUCAGCUCAAAAAGGGUGUUAUUGAGAAAGUCAACGAUUCACUGUCAGACGGAUUAGUCCACUAUAUUCCACACCAUGCAGUUAUAACGCCUCAAAAAAAUACUACAAAAAUCAGAGUCGUUUACGAUGCUUCUGCUAAAACUUCAAAUGAAAACAAAAGUUUAAACGAAUGCUUAUUCAGAGGACCAGUCCUACUUCAUGACCUUUGUGGACUUUUGAUGAGAUUCCGUCUUCAUCCAGUUGCAAUAGUGUCUGAUAUUGAGAAAGCAUUUCUACAGAUCGGCUUACAACAAUGUGAAAGAGAUGUCACAAGGUUUUUGUGGGUGAAAGAUACAAAGUGUUCAACUUUGAAUCCUGAGAAUCUUCAAGUGUACCGUUUUUGUCGUGUUCCCUUCGGGAUCAUAUCAAGCCCGUUUUUAUUGAGCGCAACAAUAGAAACACAUCUUGAUUGUUACGGUACAAAUGUAGCUGAAAUGUUAAAGAAAGAUAUAUACGUAGAUAAUAUUAUCACCGGAGUAAAUAGUGACGAAGAAGCAAUUAUGCUAUAUCAGACGUCAAAGAAGAUGUUUUCUGAUGCAGCUAUGAAUUUACGAGAGUGGCUAACUAAUAGUGAAAACGUCAACAAUGUUAUUCCGAUAACUGACAGAGCUGAAAUGAAAGAAAUGCAAGUUCUAGGUCACAUAUGGGACUAUAAAACAGAUACGAUAUAUUUAAAACAAAGCAAAAUUUCGGAUGACAGUUUACCACUCACUAAGCGAAACAUAUUGAAGAGAGUCGCUUCUGUGUUUGACCCUAUGGGCUUAUUCUCUCCUGUUGUACUUCGUGGAAAGAUAUUACUUCAGGAAUUGUGGAGCAGAGGACUUGAUUGGGAUGACGUGGUAAAUGAUGAGCAAAUAAGACAGAGAUGGUUAUCAAUUUCUCAAGACCUGUUAGAUAUAACGGAACACAAGUUACCUAGAAACGUAAAGACCAAUGUCAAAGUCAAAACAUUUAAUCUAUUAUGUUUUUGUGAUGCUUCCACAAAAUCAUAUGCAACAUCAAUUUACUUACACCAAGAAGAAAAAGAGUUGUCUAAAACAGAUCUGAUAUUUGCAAAAACCCGCCUUGCUCCGGUCAAAGUAAUGACUGUACCAAAAUUAGAAUUGAUGGCUGUCUUAGUCGGGGUAAGAUGUUUGAGGUUCGUGAAAGAACAACUUCAGCUAAACAUUGAGAAUAUGUUUUUGUGGACCGACUCUGAAAUUGUAAUACACUGGAUAAACAGUGUCAAAGAUUUGCCGACUUUUGUUAAAAACAGAGUAAAUGAGAUUAAAGGUUACACAAAUAUAAAAAUCGGUUAUGUCAACACAAAGGAGAAUCCUGCAGAUGUUGCAACGAGAGGAAUAACAACAAGACAAUUAAAGAGAAAAUCUUCUCUGGUGGAAUGGUCCGACUUGGGUAAAAGACAAAUUAAAAACUUGGCCAAUUAA
Molecule: messenger RNA, 3783 nt
Organism: Ruditapes philippinarum (Manila clam)
Lineage: Eukaryota; Metazoa; Mollusca; Bivalvia; Venerida; Veneridae
Exons: 2
Coding region: 1-3783 (1260 amino acids)
Molecular function (GO): zinc ion binding; nucleic acid binding
Source: RefSeq, a predicted model, not a curated record